Molecule: messenger RNA, 705 nt
Organism: Oxyura jamaicensis (ruddy duck)
Lineage: Eukaryota; Metazoa; Chordata; Aves; Anseriformes; Anatidae
Product: tubulointerstitial nephritis antigen-like
Exons: 5
Coding region: 56-688 (210 amino acids)
Biological process (GO): proteolysis
Cellular component (GO): lysosome
Molecular function (GO): cysteine-type peptidase activity
Source: RefSeq, a predicted model, not a curated record
GAAGGGGAGGGAGCGGGGGGGGUCCCCAUGCCCUGAGCACCCCCUGCCCCCGCAGAUGGCCAUGGACUCCAACGAGGUGCUGCCCCGCCACUUCGACGCAGCCACCAAGUGGCCCGGGAUGAUCCACGAGCCCCUGGACCAGGGCAACUGCGCCGGCUCCUGGGCCUUCUCCACGGCUGCCGUCGCCUCCGACCGCAUCUCCAUCCACUCCAUGGGGCACAUGACGCCCUCCCUGUCACCCCAAAACCUCCUGUCCUGCGACACCCGCAACCAGCGGGGCUGCAGCGGGGGACGGCUGGAUGGCGCCUGGUGGUACCUGCGCAGGAGGGGGGUGGUGACGGACGAGUGCUACCCCUUCACCAGCCCAGAGAGCCAGCCGGCGGCGCAGCCCUGCAUGAUGCACAGCCGCUCCACGGGCCGGGGCAAGCGGCAGGCCACGGCGCGCUGCCCCAACCCCCAGACCCACGCCAACGACAUCUACCAGUCCACCCCCGCCUACCGCCUCGCCUCCAGCGAGAAGGAGAUCAUGAAGGAGCUGCUGGAGAACGGCCCCGUGCAAGCCAUCCUGGAGGUGCACGAGGAUUUCUUCCUGUACCGCAGCGGGAUCUACCGGCACACGCCGGUGGCCGAGGGGAAGGGGCCGAAGCACCAGCGGCACGGGACCCACUCGGUCAAAAUCACCGGGUAGGGGCAGGGGGCGCUGGG